CAUUCUAAUGUGGGUCCAUCCAUAUUCUUCUCCCAUAACCAAGCCAACACAACUCCUCAACACACUCAAACCCCAUCAUUGCCAUCACUAAAUUACUUCCCACUCUUUCUUUCUUCACCAACAUGUCUCAUUCACACUAUUCUUUGGUCUAAAAGUUAAACCAUGUGUUUUAAUAUUGGACGUGAAAAAAAAAAUAACACUAGAGAAAAAAAGAAAGUUCUAGUUUUUGUAAAAGAUAGCUAUAUAGUACAAAGUUGAAAGGUUUAUUUGGAUUUGGUGAGUAAUGGGUAAUUGUUGGUAUAGGGAAUCAUCAGAUUAUAGAGUCUCAUCCAAUGCAAAACCAGAACAAAACCAUGUGGCAGUGAAAGAAAGAUACGAAUAUGAUGAUAGUAAGUUACCAUCAAAUCCUAAAGAAGUUGAAGAUCUUCGUCGCGAUUCAGCUGCAAAUCCAUUGAUUGCAUUCACUUACGAUGAACUAAAGAUGAUAACCGGACAUUUUAGACCGGACCGCGUGUUAGGUGGUGGUGGAUUUGGAAGUGUUUAUAAAGGGUUUAUUUCUGAGGAGUUAAGGGAAGGUCUUCCUUCAAUUCCUGUAGCUGUUAAGGUUCAUGAUGGAGACAAUAGUCAUCAAGGUCACAGAGAAUGGCUGGCAGAAGUGAUAUUUUUGGGGGAAUGUUCACAUCCAAAUUUAGUGAAAUUAAUUGGAUACUGCUGUGAAAAUGAACAUAGAGUGCUAGUUUAUGAGUACAUGGCCAGAGGAAGUGUGGAAAACAAUUUGUUCUCAAAAAUUUUGCUUCCUUUGCCAUGGUCCAUAAGAAUGAAGAUUGCAUUCGGUGCUGCAAAAGGACUUGCAUUUCUUCAUGAAGCCGAAAAACCUGUCAUCUAUCGCGAUUUCAAAACAUCUAAUAUUUUAUUGGAUCUGGACUAUAAUGCAAAGCUUUCUGACUUUGGCCUUGCUAAAGAUGGACCAGUUGGAGACAAGUCACAUGUUUCUACUAGAAUAAUGGGAACAUAUGGAUAUGCUGCACCGGAAUACAUUAUGACUGGUAAACUAACUUACGUAACACAGACAUCUCAGAACAAAGUCGUGUUCAAUAUCCGACGCAUGUCAGUGUCCGACACAAACACAUGUCAUUUGACUCCUAGAAGUGAUGUUUAUAGUUUCGGUGUUGUUCUUCUUGAGCUUUUGACUGGGAGAAAAUCUUUAGACAAACAAAGACCAGCUAGAGAGCAAAACCUAACAGAAUGGGCUCUUCCUUUGCUCAAAGAAAAGAAGAAAGUGUUAAAUAUUAUAGAUCCAAGACUAGAAGGUAACUAUCCAGUAAAAGGAGCUCAUAAGGCUGCAAUGCUAGCAUAUCAUUGUUUGAACAAGAAUCCAAAAGCAAGGCCUCUAAUGAGAGACAUUGUUGAUUCAUUGGAGCCUUUGACAACAUAUAGUGAGCUCCCUAUGGAAAAAACAUUUACUAUAAUCACUGAGGUUGCUGAAACUGAUGUUAAAAAGAAAGAGGCAAAAUGACUUAAAAGUAAAGAGGGUAUUCUUUUUAGGUUACAUAAGGUUUGCUUCUCAUGUUUAUAGGAAGAGGUUUUGCAUUAACUUUGUAUCUAGUAAGCAUAAACACGGACAUCGGGACAGACGCUAAUAUUUGUAUCGAUAAUGUCAAUAACACAGGACACCAACCCAGUUACCUAUAUAAUAGUAU
Lathyrus oleraceus (garden pea) is the source of this 1700-nucleotide messenger RNA. RefSeq names its product probable serine/threonine-protein kinase PBL16. The coding region runs from base 284 to 1516 and encodes 410 amino acids. The record is from RefSeq and is a predicted model, not a curated record. Gene Ontology annotation, molecular function: ATP binding; protein kinase activity. Lineage: Eukaryota; Viridiplantae; Streptophyta; Magnoliopsida; Fabales; Fabaceae. The transcript is spliced from 6 exons. Gene Ontology annotation, biological process: protein phosphorylation.